AUGCAAGCUUACCAAGAUUAUCUUAAUGCUUAUCAACAAAAGACAUCUCUUUAUAAUAUUACAAAAGAUGAAGAAAACAGAACUAAUUUAAUUAUUUAUAACACUGAAACUGACACCCAAGAAGUCAAAAUAUUUCAGACUCCAAAAUCAAUAGACGUAGGCACUUGCAUAACUCAACUUCCAAAUGGCAAGCUAUUCUGCUUUGGUAAUUAUGAACUUUCUCGAACUACAGGACUAAUUGAUGUGAACGGUGGAAUCGAAGUGCUGCCAUCUGGAACUUGUAGCAACUGCCCAACAUGUAUCUAUUUUAACAACAGCGUCUAUUCCUUUGGAGGAGAUAAUGAAAAGGGAUUAACUCUAUCUAGUAGAUUUGAUUUUGAUCGAAAUCGAUGAAUUCAAUUAGCUCCAAUGCCAAGAGCUGAUUAUCGGUGCAAUAGUAUAAUAUUUAAUAGAAAUAUUUUGAUUUCUGGAUGAUAUAAUACAAAUCUUUUGCUAUACUCAAUUGAUAUUGAUUCUUUCUCGACAAUACCUUAUGAGUUUAAAGUAUAUACAAGAAAGAUCUUGAUAAAUGCAGAGAGACUAUAUUUGAUAGAAUGUAUGCAAGGAUCAAUCUAUGAAAGCGAAAUAGGAAGUUAUUCGAAUUGGAGAAGAAUAGGAAAAUCAAAAAUCGAUUGCAAUCCUGAUCAAGUAUAUUGUUCAUAUAAUAAAGGAGGAAUAUACAUCUCAAAUAUUCAAGGAACAUGCAAAUCAUAUUAUUACUUUAAUUUAGAUAAAAAAAUCAUUAUUGAUGUUGCUUACUAUAAUACACAUGUUUCACUUAGAAGAGCAGGUAAAAAGAUUGAGGCAAUAAAAUGAAAUAACCAGAUCUUUAAGCUCGAUCCUUAUUAUCUGGAUGAAUGAAGUGCAAAAGAUAUUAGUCUAAAGUAUGUAGGAGAAAAUCUAAAAGAAAUCGAAUCCUAUGACGAAGCAAUCAAACUCAAUCCAAAAAAAGCUUAUUUUUAUGAUAAAAAAGGCGACGCUUUUUAUAAUUUAGAAAGAUAUCUAGAAGCUAUCAAAUGUUAUGACAAAGCAAUCAAACUCAAUCCAAAUGAUCCUUAUUUUUACUAUAAUAAAGGUAACGCUUUUUUAAGUUGACAAAGAUACCUAGAAGCGAUCGAAUGUUAUGAAAAAGCAAUCAAACUCAACCCAAAAGAUGGUAAUUUUUACAAUAAUAAAGGAAGAGUUUUUUAUAAUUUACAAAGAUAUCUUGAAGCAAUCGAAUGUUAUGACGAAGCAAUCAAGUACCUUCCAUUGAAGGCUUAUAUUUAUAAUAAUAAUAAAGGCACAGCUCUUUUUGAUUUAGAAAGAUAUCUUGAAGCAAUCGAAUGCUUUGACAAAGCAAUCGAAUGCUUUGACAAAGCAAUUGAAUGCUUUGACAAAGCAAUCAAGCUCAAUCAAACUGAUGCUGAUUCUUACUAUAAGAAAGGAUGCUCUUUAAAUAAAUUAGGAAGAUAUCCAGAAGCAGUAAAAAGCUAUGAUGAAGCAAUCAGAUGCAAUCGAUAUAAUGUCAAGUAUUAUAAUAUAAAAGGCAAUACUCUUUAUAUUUUAGAGAGAUGUCAAGAAGCAAUACAAUGCUAUGAUGAGGCAAUUAAACUUGAACCCAAUAAUCCUUUGCAUUUCUGCUGCCGAGCUAGAGUAUUUAAUAAUCUUAGACAAGAAGAAGCAGCUUUAGAGGAUUUUAAUACUGCUUAUCAUUUGAAGCAAGUAAGUGGUAUUUUCACUGGAAAUGAAUGGAAACUUUCUGAAGAGGAUAUCAAUUUUAUUAACGACGUAUUAGACCGAGACCGUAUUGAACUACUCCUAAAAAUGCAGAUUUAA
This is a messenger RNA of Blepharisma stoltei, 1857 nucleotides long. The record is from the annotation of a GenBank genome assembly. NCBI's taxonomy places the organism in Eukaryota, Ciliophora, Heterotrichea, Heterotrichida, Blepharismidae.